AUGCCGUUCCUCAACGAGGUCGAGACUCCCACCCCUAAGUGUGCCUUUGAGAAGCUCGUCCAGGACCUUGGCGAUGCCCUAGCCCCGAACUCAGGCCUUGAUUCUGACAAUGUCGAUCCCAAGGACAUACAACGUCUGAUGGAGAACUAUGUCUCGAACUCAGACGAGUGGACUCCAUAUGCGCCGGGUGAUGCGACUAGGGCAUACACCCGAAACCUGAUUGAUGAGGGAAAUCGAAAGAGCAACUUGCUGAUCCUCGUCUGGAGCCCUGGCAAAGGGAGUGCAAUCCAUGACCACGUUUCCCACUCCGUGAUGAAGAUCCUGAAAGGCAAACUCCAAGAAGAUCUUUACUCUUGGCCUGACCAAAAGAAGAUCGCCAAGGGUGAAGACUCGCCACCCCAGCUCACUAAACAAACCGUCUACGGGGAGAACGAGGUGACUUAUAUGUCGGACACGCUCGGCUUGCACCGAAUCUCCAAUCCGGAUCCCAAUGACUUUGCCGUCUCACUCCAUCUCUACACGCCACCCAAUAACGCCCUCAGUGGAUUCAGCAUUUUCGAUGAACGAACUGGCGAGGCUAGGCACAUCAAGCAGUCGAACUAUUAUUCUUUCCAAGGUCUGCGCUACGAUGAUAUCUUACCGUCUGCGCUCCGAUCAUGA
Penicillium bovifimosum is the source of this 660-nucleotide messenger RNA. RefSeq names its product putative cysteine dioxygenase Cdo1. The record is from RefSeq and is a predicted model, not a curated record. Gene Ontology annotation, biological process: L-cysteine catabolic process. The coding region runs from base 1 to 660 and encodes 219 amino acids. Lineage: Eukaryota; Fungi; Ascomycota; Eurotiomycetes; Eurotiales; Aspergillaceae. The transcript has 4 exons. Gene Ontology annotation, molecular function: cysteine dioxygenase activity; ferrous iron binding.